AGUGGGAGAGGAGAGAGGGAAAUAUAUAGUGGGACCGUGGUCGGACAGAGUGAUUCUUGAAUCGAAUCCAAUUGGUUAAUCUUAAUUUGGAUUCUGAAGGCCCCAAAUUAAUUAGAUUAAUAAGAUUUUAGCGUCGUAUUAUAUAUUUAAUUGGAAAUUAACUUUCGCACGUGCUCAUCUUCUUUGUGUCUCCAAGAUCCACCGAGCCCAUCGCCCCGUUCGAUCUGUCUCGGCUCGGGAACGAAGGUUGGUUCAAUGAUCGCGAAGACGGAGGAGGUAUGUGCGCUGCUUCUUCUAGGGUUGCCUCGUGGUUUGAGGGUGGGAGCUGACGGAACCAAUCAUAGGUACGAGGAGGGUGAUCAUGUUCCCCUGUAUGCCAACAAGGGUUCUUGCAUCAAGAGGAGUUGGAAAUAGUGAAAAUGGGGAUCAUUAUUCAUUGGCAAAACAAAGCACUUCAAAUUCAGCAAAAUGCAGCUUGCUUAGUAGUCAACAUAAAUUGGUUAAGGAGGUUUCUAUUAGUAAACGUGUAAAGGAUUUUGGACCUGAUGUUGAGACAUAUUGUGAUGAGAAUGGUCUUGUUCGAGUUAGCAGAGUUAAAGGAUUAGGAAUUCGCAUGACUCGUGAUUUACAGAGGAAUUUAGAUCUGAUGGAAAAGUAUGAGCAGGAGAAAAGAAGGGGAGAUAACUCCUCAGAUCGGGUGGCUUCCCACACCAAAAAAGUUGUUGAUGUCUCCAAAGGUCUUUCUGGAAAUAAUCAUUCCCCAAGUGUAGCAAGUAAUGAAGGAAUAGGUGUAACAUUUACUGAGAAAAGUAGUUCACUCCCACUAGACAGGAGAGGUUACAUGGAUGAACUUGCUAUUCAUGGUAGUGAAGAUGCAAUUGUGAUUUCCUUCUCAGAGGAUGACAGCGGGAAGAAAGCUACGGAUGAUGAUAAUAUAUUCAUGCAAUUGAUUUUUGGAGGCCAGAAAACCAAUUUACCCUUGGAAUGUGUUCAUUCAGAUAAGAGCACAAAUGAAUCUGAAUCUGAUUGCAGUUGGGAGGAAGGUCUAGUUAAGGAAAUUUCUGAAAUUCCAAAUAGUUUUGCUGAUAUAACUAGCAGCUAUGAAGUAGCUGAUGUGGAUUGGGAGAAAGGGGUGUGUCAAAAUCCUGACACAAGUUCUCAAUUUCUGGAUAAACCUGUAAAAGAUGUUUCUAGAGGAAUGCUUCAGGAAGAAGCUGAUAUACAAGAAGCAAUAAGGAGAAGCCCUGAAGAUUUUAAGGAACAAAACUCUUCAACCAAUUCUUCAGCAGUUACAAAAUUAAUGAGAUCGGUGAAAGAUCAAAUCUCUGAUGGGGUUAUUUUGCACAAACUGGUGACAAAUACUUGUGUUCAUUUAGGUAAUGAUGCUGAGGAAAGUCCAUCAUGUAAUGAUGGACAGUUGGAUAAUCGCUGCAAAGAGGAUGAUUUGCAGAUCCCUGAUUCUUCAAAGAAUAAUCUUGAUUCAUAUAAUUUAUCUGGUUUAGAUUUGGAUGGAGAAUCAUCUCUGCUAAGUAGAAGAGAAGAUGAACAGAAUGUAAUGACUUCACAAAGAGGCAACAUUCCACCUUGCAAACCUUCUGAUGGUCACCCAAAAUGUCCAUGGAGGAAUUGUGUGAGAUCAAGGCCUAAUACCAGCACUAAGAUUACAGAUGAUGGAUCUGAAGUUGUUGUUGGUUCCUCAAAUCGUGACAGUCGCCAUCUAUCUAGAUCAAGUGUAUCGCCUGAAAGAGGAUAUAAUAAUUCAUUGUCAGGAAAUAGCUCCUUGAUGGAAGAAAUUAUAGACACUGGUAUGAAAUCACAACAGAAUAUUGCUGAGAAAGAUAAUACUAUAUCUGAUCAUAUUGGAUAUAGUACACAGAUCUUAAACAAUCAAAUGGAAGUAUCAGAAGCUAGUUUGGACAAAGAAAUCUCUCUCCUUAGACAAGAACGUGUGAACCUUGGAAAUGAGCAAAGAAUGCUCGAGCGAGAUGCUGAGUGUGUGAACAAUGAGAUAACAGAAGCUCAGUGUGCUUAUAUAGAAAUGACAGACCUUGUUGAUGGUGUUGUAACUAAUGAUUCUUAUGUCUUCUUGUUUGGAGCUCGAAGUGUCUACAAGUACAUAAUCGAUGAUCGGAAAUAUGUUGAGACAUACUUCGUGAAGGGCUCAGUUUUAGGAAAAAACGAUGCACAGGACUCUCUACAGGAGGAGGAAUAUAAACCUGAGAACUCUACUGGUGGUAACUCUAAAAGGGGUAAGAAAGUUCCGAGACAAUGGAGAGGGCAGAAGACUGAGAAAGAAUUUAUUUAUUCAGAGGAUCUGGCUGGAGAGUCACUUGUACUGGUAAAAGAUGAUAUAGAUGAUACUAGCGUUCUGAGUCUGAAUAGGACAGUUAAAGGGAGAAGAGGAAGGGGAAGAGGAGCAAGAGGAAGGGGAAAGGGCAGAGGUAGAAGCAGUCCAAUAAAGGUAGACUCUGAUUCUACUGAUGAUGGUGAUGAUUAUAAUGCCAAUGUUCAGUUGGAAAAUCACUCCAAGGUGCCUGAAGUUUUGCCAAAGUUGCGCAGUGGAAGGAAGUCAAAGGAGGAGGCUACGAGUGACUACAUCACCAAGGUUAAACACCGACUCGAGACAGCAGCAGCUGCUGCUUAUGCUACUUUGUCACAUCUUGCUCUAUGUAGUUCUUGA
Messenger RNA from Musa acuminata subsp. malaccensis (wild Malaysian banana), 2680 nucleotides. Lineage: Eukaryota; Viridiplantae; Streptophyta; Magnoliopsida; Zingiberales; Musaceae. The record is from RefSeq and is a predicted model, not a curated record.